Molecule: messenger RNA, 1532 nt
Organism: Scophthalmus maximus (turbot)
Lineage: Eukaryota; Metazoa; Chordata; Actinopteri; Pleuronectiformes; Scophthalmidae
Gene: fkbp7
Product: FKBP prolyl isomerase 7
Exons: 4
Coding region: 97-762 (221 amino acids)
Molecular function (GO): peptidyl-prolyl cis-trans isomerase activity; calcium ion binding
Source: RefSeq, a predicted model, not a curated record
GUCUCCACAGCACUGCUGCAGCGCUCCACGUCUCCCACCCGUAUACUGUAUGCUCCCACCCUGUGUAGACGUCGUCCACAGAAGAAGUUGCCACGAAUGCACAGCGGCAUGAUGUGGAGACUAGUAACCUGGACAAUGUGCGUCUUUAUCUCUUCACAGCUGUGGUCUGUUUGGGCCACAGCAGCUGAGCUGGACAGCAAGGUCAAGGUUGAAGUUUUGUUUAAGCCCGAGCAGUGCACUCCGAGGAGUAAAAGGGGAGACCUGAUGAACGUCCACUACGACGGCUUCCUCGCUAAAGAUGGGUCUCAGUUCUACUGCAGUCGAUCAGACAAAACUGGGCACCCUCAGUGGUUUGUGUUGGGCGUGGGACAAGUCAUCAAGGGCCUUGAUAUUGGGAUGAUGGAUAUGUGUCCUGGAGAGAAACGAAAAAUAACAGUUCCACCUGCCCUGGCAUUUGGAGAAAAGGGCAAAGAUCCGGUGCCGCCCAAUGCUAUGGUGGUCUUUGAGGUGGAGGCCUACAUGGUGUCCAGGGGACCACGCAGUAUGGAAGCCUUCAGAGACAUAGACCGAGAUAAAGACAAAACACUCACAAAGGCAGAGGUAAAAGAACAUUUGAAACUGGAUUAUGCAAAAGAAGGGAAGCCACGCGAUGACGCUUUCUUUGAGAGGAUUGUGGCUGAUAUAUUCCGCAAGAGUGACAACGAUAGAGAUGGAGUGAUCAGCACAAAGGAGUAUAAUAUUUAUGAACAUGAUGAGCUCUAAUGUCAGAAAUAGUUGUUCUUGUCAUUGUUUGGUGAAGGAAGAACCAACCAUCAGAGGUUCUUACACUGUUAGAUGUCUGUUUGUGUCAUGUUUAGUUUUUUUGGGUCUGCCCACUUCACCGCAGCAGUUCUUAUAGUUAGUGGUUUCCCACCUUCUGCAUGAAUUCUGGUCUGUCAAAGAAAUAGCCUAGAAAAGUGUAUAUCUUCCUCCUGUCUCUUUUCAUUAGUUACAUGGCAUGAAUAUUGAGAGAAGUCAUGGCUUUUUUUUUUUUAAUGAAUGUAUUUAAAUCCUGACAUGUGUUUCUCCUGCUCUGACUGUAGCUGUGAAUAUCACAAUGAGACAUCAUUUUAUCCAUGUUAGACCAGUUAUCCAUCAUAAUGAAUUGAAUAAUGAAUCACAGGAUUCUCCUUAAGAUCCUGUGGCUUGGAUUGUAUCUCACCGCUGUGUUGCACUGGACAAAAGCUUCUCAGAAUCAAAGACAUGUAAAUGUAAAACAUAGAACUUCUAGAAUCCAAAGCACUGGGUAAUCGCCCUUAGCUUUUUAUUUUUAAGUCUCAGUCUUUCAUGGUGGAUUUUGUCUUUUAAAAAGCUGACAGAAUACAACAUUGUUGAGGUAUUGGGCAUCCCCAGCAAAAUUUUCCAAACCUGCAGUCUAGUCUCUCAAUUUAGUAUUAAACUAUGCAAGUAAGAACAUCAGCAAUACCUUUGAAAACCUUUACUUCCCUGCAAACGGAAUUUUACUAUUAAAAAUGUUUUAUUCUUGCCUUCAA